AUGCUCGACACGCUGGAGUCGCAAAUUCAUUUCGUAAAGGAGAUCCAGCGGGUCGACGCGACUGGCGUGGAGCCCCUGCAAAGCAUCCGGGACGAAAGUCCCGAGGCAAUGAAGGCGAACACCAUAGGACUAGAACAGCUGCGAGACGCCCUGGCCAAGGAACGAGUAGUCGGUCGUAAUAAGAGAAUCCAGCGGGUGGAAACGGCCAGGAAUGAGCGCCCAGACGCUGAUGAUCUCAUCGGUCCUGAAGACAUCCCACUGGCCUCGUUUGAUCUCCAGGUUCUCUUCCUUGUCAACAUACGCCGCAGUGAUCGACCAUUCAUCCAUUGCCUCGCUCUGUACCGCAUGAUGUGGGGAAAUCUGAAGGAGAAGGGCAGCAAUUUGUUCGGGUCGGAGCAGUCGUCCACGCCUCCCCCGCAGAGCGACCGCGACCAAGAUCUGACCACGAUCCUGGAUCGCUCGCAACGCGCAGAACUGACCCUUCUCGUUGGGGAGAUUUUGGCAUACAUGCGAAAUGGCAUUGAGGAACAAUUCCACAAAUCAGCGCCAGUAAGCGACAACCAACCUCAUCCUCAGGGAGGCAGCGAUCAAGCGGAGACCAGCCCCAAACCCACAGCCACGGACAACAACGCGGAAAAUAAGGAUGAAGAGUCAAGCACACCACCAACGCAAAAGCUGGGAGAGCUCAAGCUCACCACCCAAGAUCUAAAGUCCGAGGCCAACUCAUUGUCCUCCUUCGACGACUGGAGAGAUGCCGUGAUUCUCCGCAUCGGCGAAGUUGUCAACAAAGCCGAUGAACCUGGUGAUUCACGUUCCGAAAACACAACUUCGCAGGGCAAUCGCCCGCUGCCUACUCCGCCCAUAGAAGAAGACCAAGGCUCUUUGGAAAAGCUCCGUGAGCUUUAUCCUCCUGUGGACACUCCCCUUGCCAACCUUCCCCGAGCUAAAAAGCUUCUAAUUCUCCAUUCCCUACUUCUCCUUCUGCUUAGUCUGGAACACUACAAUGCUCGGUCACGGAUUCUGAUGCUAUACGUCUCGUCUAGCCUGGGGUUGGACGUCAAGAUUCUCAAUGAAGACGAGGUAAAAGUGGCUCGCGGGUUGCUCGAUACUGCCCUCCAGUUGUCGGCCAACGGAGAGGGCCAAGCCGAAGGCCGCACUCGUGAUCCAACUCGCAAGUGGAAGGUCGGGAUAGCCUCCGUCGUGGGUGCCACUCUCAUCGGAAUUACGGGUGGACUCGCUGCGCCCCUUGUCGCAGCUGGCCUGGGGACGGUCAUGGGAGGACUUGGUCUGGGAGCUACGGCGGCUGCAGGAUAUCUCGGUGCACUUGCUGGCAGCGGUGUUGUGGUUGGUGGUCUUUUUGGUGCGUACGGUGGUCGGAUGACGGGCCGCAUGGUGGACAAAUAUGCUAAGGAGGUGGAUGACUUUGCGUUUCUUCCUAUCCGCGGCACUCGCAGGAGACUGUUGAAUGACAAAGACGCUGCUCAGCAGGACCAUCGGUUGCGGGUUACUAUCGGUAUUACGGGCUGGGUAACAGAAGAGGAGAACUUUGUUGUGCCGUGGCGUGUGCUUGGACCUGAGUCUGAAGUCUUUGGCCUUCGCUGGGAAACCGAACCCUUGAUGGAUCUUGGGAACGCAAUGGACCUCCUGGUGACAAGUGCGGCCUACACAGCUGGGGAACAGGUUUUGAAAAAGACUAUUUUUGCGUCCCUACUCAGUGCCGUUGUCUUGCCCCUGGGUCUGAUGAAGAUUUCUCGCGUGGCUUCUAACCCUUUCAGUGUCGCAAAGGCGCGUGCUGACAAGGCUGGGGAGGUUCUCGCGGAUGCUUUGAUCAGCAAGGUGCAGGGCGAACGGUCUGUGACCCUGAUGGGAUAUUCCCUGGGCUCGCGAGUUAUUUUCUCCUGUCUCCAGAGUCUAGCUAAACGGAACGCUUAUGGCCUAGUCGAGUCGGCAAUCUUGAUGGGCGCCCCAACACCUUCGGAUACGGAGGAUUGGCGACGGAUGCGGAGGGUUGUCAGCGGACGCUUGGUCAACGCCUACUCGGACAAUGACACGGUUCUUGCGUUGCUGUACCGGACCACUAGCAUGCAGCUCGGUGUUGCUGGACUGCAGCCUGUGCAGGGAGUAGUUGGCGUUGAGAACUUGGAUGUGAGUGACAUGAUCAGUGGCCAUCUGCGAUACCAGUUUAUGAUCGGGCAUAUUCUGCGACGAGUGGGCUUGGAGAGCAUCGACGCCCGCGAAGUCGCCCGGGAAGAAGCUGCCCUGGCUGCCAAAGCAGAGAGACAGGAGCGCGAGCGAAUCCGCAACGCCCGUCGCGCAGGGGUUGAGCCCGAUGGGGAGUCGGCUAAGAGGGUAUUAGAGAGUGGUGAGCAGGCUGAGGAUGAAGAAGUCCGGCUGAAGCGGGAAGUUGCAGAGAGAACAAAGGAACGUCUUCCUGGUAGGGAAUCCGAUGAAGUCCGGCCUCCUCUGCCGCCGCGGAAGACGGAGGAUUGA
Messenger RNA from Aspergillus terreus NIH2624, 2490 nucleotides. RefSeq names its product DUF726 domain protein. The transcript has 2 exons. The record is from RefSeq and is a predicted model, not a curated record. NCBI's taxonomy places the organism in Eukaryota, Fungi, Ascomycota, Eurotiomycetes, Eurotiales, Aspergillaceae. Bases 1 to 2490 code for a protein of 829 amino acids.